AAAUCUAGGAAUUCAGUGAGAAGUUCAUGUGCAGUGUUUAACGAGAGGAGAGAAAUAGUUUCGUUUUAUUUGUCCAUGGCAUCUCUUUCUCAGAUGGAUGAAAACAUUCCUGUUGGCGACGAGGAAGAGAAGAUGGAAAUUAUGGAAGCUUCCAAGACGACCAAGAACGGCGAUUCUGACGACUCUGACUCUGACAGCGGAGAUGAGGACCAAAAGAACGAGGAGAAGGAGUCUUCAAUAAAUGCAUUGAACAAAGAGAUAUCUCAAAAUCCCUACAUGUAUGACAACCAUACAGAGAGAAUUAAGCUUCUUCGAGAAAUUGGAGAUCUGAAUCGACUUCGAGAUGCUCGUCAGGAGAUGAGCACACAUUUUCCUCUCACAGAAGAAUUGUGGCUGGACUGGCUGCGGGAUGAAAUUACAUUAGUAGCCACAGCUAGUGAUCGAAGCAAGGUGGAGGAACUGUUUGAAAAAGCUUUUCAGGAUUAUCUCUCUGUGCCAGUGUGGCUAGAGUACGUCCAGUUUGCCAUUGGCCGGAUGGCUGAGGAGGAAGGCAUUCAGAAAGUGCGUGAGGCAUUUGAGCGGGCCCUGGCCUCUGUGGGGCUCCACGUCAGUCAAGGAGCCAAUAUCUGGGAGGCCUACAGAGAAUUUGAGAGUGCUGUUACUGCUGGUCUCAUGCCACAGCCCGGUGCAGUGGUGAGUGCUGAGCAAGAGGAAGCUUUUAAGACCCAAAACCAGAGAGUUGUCUCCCUCUUCAAGCGGCAGCUGGUCGUUCCCCUUCUCGACAUGCAAAGCACCAUGGAUGAGUACAAGGAGUGGCUGGGAGAAGACAGUGUGGACUCAGAGACACAGGCCAGUUUUGACAAAGCGCAUCACGUCCUCAAGGACAUUCAGCAGUUUGAAGACCAGCUGAUAAGCACCUCGGGUAGUGAACAGCUAAAAAGUUACCAGGACUUGAUAACACAUGAGCAGAGGAAGAAGGAACCUGCGCGUGUUGUAUGUGCCUUUGAGCGGGCCCUGAAGGAUCACUGUCUGGUGGCUGAGCUCUGGCAACAAUACACAGCUUAUCUGGACAAGCUUAACUCUGGACAGCAGAUCAAGUCGGGUUAUGAGCGAGCCCUCCGCAACUGUCCGUGGUCCUCUCAGCUGUGGGUCAACUACUUGCUAGCCCUUGAGAGACAAGGCACAGAGUUUGUUAAGAUGAAAGAGGUGGCAGACAAAGCCCUGCAGGUAGGUUUCUCUGAGGCUUCAGACUACCUGUCGAUGUGGUCAGCUUAUUGCGACUACCUCAAGCGCAGGAUCGACUGGUCUCAAGACCACACAGAACAGCUGGAAACUUUCCGGCUGACAAUGGAGGCAGCUGUGGACUUUAUGUUUGAGAACUACGGCAAAGAUGGAGAUCCAGAGGGCAGGUUGCGUCAAUUCUGGGCAUACAUUGAGGCCAAGUUCUGUAAGAACCAGGAGAGGUCGCGGGAGAUCUGGAACCAGCUGAUGCAGGAGGGCCAUGGGGCGGAGGCAGGCAUGUGGCUACAGUACUACCAGCUGGAGAGAAUGUUUGGUGACAACAAGCAUUGCCGGAAAAUCCUGCAGAGGGCACUCAACUCGGUGACUGAUUGGCCGGAAUCGAUCACUCAAGCGUACAUCAACUUUGAGAGAGAAGAAGGUGACCUCGAGCAGUUUGAUGUAGCCCUGGCUCGCAGCCAGGCACAGCUCAGUCGGAUCGAAGAACGCAGGGCCAAGGCGGCAGAGAAAGAUGCAGUUAUUCAGGACCACAAGAAAAAGGAGCGGACUGACAGAAAAGCUCAGAAGAAACAACAACAGCCUGACACAAACUCAACUCAGCAGAGCAGCCAAAAUGCUGGUAACAAACCAGGCAAGAGAAAGUUGGAGCAGGGUGCUGCUGGAGAUUUCAACGAAGCUGCUGAGUCUGUCAACAAGAGAGGGGAACCACCAAGCAAAAAAGCUAAGCCAGAGGCAGUGGAGAAGUCGGACGCCAGCGAGAACCAUGGGGAGACAGUCCAGCAUGACCCGUCCAAGGACAACGUCACAGUGUUUAUCUCCAACCUGGACUUCAGCCUGGAGGUGGACAGACUGAAGGAAAUCUUCCACAAGUGUGGAGAGAUCACAGAUAUCCGUCUUGUGAGCAACUAUAAAGGGAAGUCAAAGGGCUUUGGUUACGUAGAAUUUUCAGACAGUAAUUCAGUUCUUCAAGCUUUGCGUUUGGACAGAGAGUUUAUCGAUGGCCGCCCAAUGUUCGUGUCUCGAUGCGAGGACAGAUCCUCUGUCAAAUCUGGUCCACAGUUCAAGUAUGCCACGAGGCUCGAGAAGAACAAACUCUUCAUCAAAGGUUUGCCGUUCACCAUCACACAAGAGGCCAUUGAAACUAUUUUCAAAGAGCACGGCAAAUUAAAAGAUGUCAGAAUGGUCACAUACAGAAAUGGACGGCCAAAAGGCAUUGCUUACGUGGAGUAUGAAAAUGAGAGCUGUGCCACCCAGGCUGUGCUCAAGGCUGAUGGUUUGCAGGUUGGAGAACACACCAUCUCCGUCGCCAUUAGCAACCCGCCCGAGCGCAAAACCCCGCUCUCAACGAGGAUGGACCCAUUCACAGCGAGGACCCCAUCGCUCGGAGGAGGGAAGAAGGAGACAGACUUUCGUGGAAAGGCUCGCACUCAAGUGUCGCUGGUACCGCGGGCGCUCAGACAACAACCACAGCCAGGUUCCUCCGCUAAAGUCGCAAGUCAAAAGACAGAACAGAAAUCUUCCGCAUCGAGCUCAGCCAGUUCCGGGUCUGCGUCCGCAAUGAGUAACGACGACUUCCGCAAAAUGUUAUUGAAAAAGUAGCGACUUUGCUUAUAAUAUUUGUAAGACUUGUGAGUGAGAGAAACGACCAAUUCGUGACAAUUUGUCACACACCUUGACUUACUAGCUAAUACAAGUAAUAGCCUAUAUGAUUUUAUUUGUUUUUUAGAAAACAUUUUCUUAUGAAAGGUUGAGCAAAUGUUUUAAAUUUUUUUUUCUUUAUGCUUGUUGAAUAUGUGAGUCAAAGCAAUACACUUGUGAAGUACACAAAGUCA
Molecule: messenger RNA, 3071 nt
Organism: Aplysia californica (California sea hare)
Lineage: Eukaryota; Metazoa; Mollusca; Gastropoda; Aplysiida; Aplysiidae
Product: squamous cell carcinoma antigen recognized by T-cells 3
Biological process (GO): RNA processing
Molecular function (GO): protein binding; RNA binding
Source: RefSeq, a predicted model, not a curated record